Molecule: messenger RNA, 2163 nt
Organism: Erigeron canadensis
Lineage: Eukaryota; Viridiplantae; Streptophyta; Magnoliopsida; Asterales; Asteraceae
Exons: 4
Coding region: 85-1968 (627 amino acids)
Cellular component (GO): cytoplasm
Molecular function (GO): protein kinase binding
Source: RefSeq, a predicted model, not a curated record
UUUUUUUUUGUGGGUUUUAAGAAAAAUUGAACCUUUUUUGUUUCUGGUAUAUUAAAGAUAUAUAUAAUUCUUUUCAGAAAAAUAAUGCCUAUGAAGAUUCUUUGUUGCUUUACUUCAUUGGCUGGAAGGAAUGAUAAAAUACAGGAAGAAAAAGAUAAUAAGAUUAUGCAAGUGAGAUUACAACAGUUAGGAAAACAUAUAGAUAAAAAUGACUCGAAAUCGAAGUCAACGUUCGGUGUAAAUGUACCAUUCUCAUUGCCUAAAAAUCCAACCUGCAAUGUCAAGGUGGUCAGUCAUGAAACUUCGGUGGAACCCCGAGUUGAAAGAGAAGAAGAAGAAGAAGAAGAGGUAGCAUAUGAAGGCGAGGAUGAACACGAAAAUGAUAUGAAUUCCAAAGUUGACUCCCUAGUUCCUAUAGGUGAUAUCCAUAUUCAAGAACGUGUCGAAUAUAACAAUUUAGAUCUUGUUGAGAGUCCAAACGAUAAUUUAGAUAUAGAGAUAAACAAUGAUGGUCAUUUAAGUGAUCCGGGAGUUUCAAAAAAACCAGUUUUAGGUUCUCCAAAGCUAAAACGGACUUGUUCUAAUUUAGAAACGAAAAGGUUCAUUAUAAAAGAGAAAAUCGUUCCUUGUGAAUCUUUUGAAGAUUUGCAAAAGUUAGCUGAUGGAUGUAUGAGUCCUGUUUCUAUGACAAGUAAUUGUAGUGCUGAUAAAGUGAUGCUAAGAAAAUGUUCUUCGAGUCAAAUACUGCCAUCAAAAAGCAGAAGAUUAUGGUGGAAACUGUUCUUGUGGAGUCAUAGGAAUUUACACGAACCUGUUAAAGGGAUUCAUAAUAAGCUUAUGAUGAUUAAUCAACAAGGAGGGUAUUCUUCAGAUACUCUUGAACCAAACCAAAGACUCGAUAAGUCAAAGUCAAAGUUACGGAAACUGGAAAAUGCUAACAAUGGAGAUAAGAGAUGGGAUUCAUUUCAUCAGGGUUCUGCUUUCUGGCCGCAAAAUCAAUGGAUGGCGUUUCCUACGCGAUCACCGUCAGCAUCAUCACCAUUGACAAGAGUAGAUGAAUGGGUGCAAGAUAUCCCAACAGAACAUGUUUUCACAAUUGGUAAUGAAGAUAGUGAAAUUACCUUUUCACCCUCUUCUGAUAAUGGUAGAUCGCCAGCCAGAAUUCGUGAUGUCCCUGAGGAGGUUGCAUAUGCUAACAGGGUGAUACAAUCAUUGAAUUCUUCUUCAACUGUUGCUUACAUUUCUGGCAUAGGAUUAAAGGUUAUUCCCGUAAUUUCGGGCUUUACAAGUCUCCGAUCAGUCAACUUAUCUGGAAACUCAAUAGUGCAAAUAACAUCAGGGUCGCUUCCAAAGAGCCUUCACAUUCUUGAUUUAUCAAGAAAUAAAAUCGGUGCUAUUGGAGGCCUUAGAGAGCUCACUCGUUUGCGGAUUCUUGACCUUAGCUACAACCGGAUUUCACGAAUUGGGCAGGGGUUAUCCAAUUGUACCCUCAUUAAGGAGCUUUACCUUGCUGGAAACAAGAUUAGCAAUGUUGAGGGACUACACAGGCUGCUGAAAUUAACAAUUUUGGACUUGAGUUUCAACAAAAUUACAACAUCAAAGGCACUUGGGCAAUUAGUAGCCAACUACAACUCUUUGCAAGCUUUAAACUUAUUGGGCAAUCCAAUUCAAAACAACAUAAACGACGAUCAGUUGAGAAAAACACUUUGUGGGCUUCUACCAAAUCUUGCGUAUUUGAAUAAACAGCCUGUAAAUCCACAAAAGGCUAGAGAAGUUGCUAAAGAAGCCGUUACAAAAGCUGCACUUGGAAGUGGUAACCUAAGUGCUCGUAGAAGAGCUGCAAAGAGGGUUGGGAGUGGUGGAUCAACUUCUUUUAGUAGGCAUCGAGGUAGCAGUGGUAGUGGUAGCAGUGGUCAGAAAGGACGACAUGGGGUGAAACCUAAAGCACAUCACCGAUCUAUAAAGUAGUCCGGGUUGGGUCAUACAUUGGUCAUCAUGGUUAUUUGUCUGAUAUUGAUCUAGUUUGGAUUGUGAAAUAUAGAAUAUCAUUGUUAUGUUGAUAUUUGUAAUUCAGGGAGUGAAGAAAGAAGUUUCUUCUAUUUUCCACCAUGUAUACACUAUAUUCAUGUUUUACUUCAUGGUUUUUCUUUGAUUUUCUUGAAA